CUACUGAAGUGGUGACUGUAUUUGUGUUUCAAGAGCCAUCAUUCUUGUCCUCCUUGCAAGAAAGUGGGCUAACUGAUGUUAUGCUACAUGCCCUCCUUAUCAAAGAUGUCCCUUCAACCCGAGAAGUACUUGGCUCCCUGCCAGAUGUGUUUAGUGCGCUUUGUUUGAAUGCACGAGGUCUUCAGUCAUUUGUGCAGUGUCAACCUUUUGAACAUCUCUUCAAAAUGCUACUUUCUCCUGAUUAUCUUCCUGCUAUGCGAAGAAGGAGGAGUUCUGAUCCCCUUGGUGAUACUGCUUCCAGUCUGGGCAGUGCAGUUGAGGAACUGAUGAGGCACCAGCCCACACUCAAAACAGAUGCUACAACUGCUAUUAUUAAGCUAUUAGAAGAGAUCUGUAAUCUUGGAAAGGAUCCGAAAUAUAUUUGUCAGAAAUCAUCUAUUCAAAAAGUCGAUAGCACUGCUUCAGCUCCUCCCCCAAGGUCUAAUCAUGCUGCAGAAGAGGCUUCCAGUGAAGAUGAGGAAGAAGAAGUACAAGCUAUGCAAAGCUUUAAUACUACUCAGCAGCAGGGAACUGAAACAAACCAACAGUAAGUUGCCUUAUCAGAAAUGGUACU
Molecule: messenger RNA, 613 nt
Organism: Vombatus ursinus (common wombat)
Lineage: Eukaryota; Metazoa; Chordata; Mammalia; Diprotodontia; Vombatidae
Product: E3 ubiquitin-protein ligase HUWE1-like
Exons: 4
Source: RefSeq, a predicted model, not a curated record